Messenger RNA from Parathielavia appendiculata, 159 nucleotides. RefSeq lists its product as uncharacterized. The record is from RefSeq and is a predicted model, not a curated record. Lineage: Eukaryota; Fungi; Ascomycota; Sordariomycetes; Sordariales; Chaetomiaceae. The annotation marks the transcript as partial. The transcript has a single exon.
GCGGCAAGCUUCUCCUUGAAGCCCAUGAGGGUGGUGGUGGGAGGGAUGGCGUUCAAGGGCAUGUCAAUGACGGUGGUGACGCCGCCCGAGGCAGCGGCCUUGGUACCUGUGUCGAAGCCCUCCCAUUCCGUGCGUCCUGGCUCAUUCAGGUGCACAUGA